GGAUGAAAAAUCAGGAUAAUAAGACAUGUCAAAAACGAGAUAAACUCCUGACUGUCAUAUGUGAAUCAUUUUAUUGCUGAACAUCAUAAGAAAUAAGCAAUGAUCAAGUGCAUUAAACAUCCCCAGAACAUUAAGGUCGCAACACAGGAUGAACAAAAUUAGAAGGUCAAAUUCAGGAUCUAACCACCCAUUAUACCUUUCAGUCAUUAGCAGAUGCUAGUUGCAGAGACAGCAGUUCAUCCUCAGGAAUGGUUUUAAUAGUACAAUCUGAUCAGGGAUAGGCGGAACAUAACAGUGCAUAGCCACGCUCCACCACAUAAUCACUGAGCAUACCAUCACUCUGAUCAGCGGAGCCACUUAUAAUUUUAGCAGGGCAAGUCAUGCACACUCCAAGCUUGCAGUCAUGAGGCACAUCCAAGCCAGAGUCCAACGCUUUGGGUAGGAUUGUCUCAUCGGGCUCCACCUUGAGCUCUGUGGACUCACCCUCAUGCUCAAUCACUACUUUGUAAGACCUCGUAAUGCUCCAUUGAAAUCUUUAUCUGUGUGAGACUAAGCAUUUUCCGGGGCUAAAGUCGGAGGAAUGGUGUUUGGUGCAGGUUGGGUGCUUUUGCUUUGUGAGAAUGAAGGGACAAGAUGGAGAUAAUAAACGAAGGGUUGCCCUGAUUUUGUUUGCCUUGUGAGAGAUCACCGUUUUGGAAAAAGAUAAGUAAUGGAAAAACCAGGAGCUGGGCAUUGCGAGAUUGCGAAAGAUGUGACGGAAUUAAUUGGCAAGACUCCUCUGGUGUAUCUGAAUAAUAUUGUGGAUGGCUGUGUUGCCCGUAUCGCUGCUAAACUAGAGAUGAUGGAACCUUGCUCCAGUGUCAAAGACAGGAUUGGUUACAGUAUGAUUGCGGACGCAGAGGCCAAAGGUCUUAUCAUACCAGGGAAGAGUGUGCUCAUUGAACCAACCAGUGGAAACACUGGGAUAGGGUUGGCAUUCAUGGCAGCAGCAAAGCACUAUAAGCUUAUCAUUACAAUGCCUGCUUCAAUGAGUAUUGAAAGAAGAAUUAUUCUUCGAGCUUUUGGAGCUGAGCUGGUUCUCACUGAUCCUGCUAAAGGGAUGAAGGGAGCUGUUCAGAAGGCAGAGGAGAUUUUGGCCAAGACACCAAAUGCUUACAUGCUGCAGCAGUUUGAAAAUCCAGCCAACCCAAAGAUCCAUUAUGAGAGUACUGGGCCAGAGAUCUGGAGAGGCUCAGGAGGGAAAGUUGAUGCCUUUGUUUCUGGAAUUGGUACUGGUGGCACAAUAACAGGUGCAGGGACAUUUCUUAAAGAACAGAACCCCAAGAUAAAGCUAUAUGGUGUGGAGCCAGUUGAAAGUCCUGUUCUAUCUGGUGGGAAACCUGGUCCGCAUAAGAUCCAAGGAAUAGGUGCUGGCUUUGUCCCAGGUGUUUUGCAAGUCAAUGUUGUUGAUGAAGUUAUUCAAAUAUCAAGUAAUGAAGCAAUUGAGACAGCAAAGCUUCUUGCCCUGAAAGAAGGUUUACUUGUGGGAAUAUCAUCUGGUGCUGCUGCCGCCGCUGCAAUUAAGAUUGCAAAGAGACCUGAGAACGCUGGAAAACUUAUUGUUGUAAUUUUUCCAAGCUUUGGAGAGAGAUAUCUGUCUUCUGUGCUAUUUGAAUCUGAGAGGAAGGAGGCAGAAAACAUGGUUGUGGAGCCCUGAUUUCCUAGAUCAGUUUGGCAUUUUGGUCUCCUAUUGCUUCUUCUUGGCAUAAUUACAUGAAUUGUAGUUAUUUUAAGUGCCUUGUGCUGCUAACUACUCAUUAUACAGCCUAAUUUUUUCUAUCAAAUUUACCAAAAACAUAGAUAAUAUAUGUUGUUUGUUUUGAUUUCUUA
This is a messenger RNA of Mangifera indica (mango), 1869 nucleotides long. Its product is annotated as cysteine synthase-like. Lineage: Eukaryota; Viridiplantae; Streptophyta; Magnoliopsida; Sapindales; Anacardiaceae. Gene Ontology annotation, cellular component: cytoplasm. Bases 710 to 1696 code for a protein of 328 amino acids. The transcript is spliced from 11 exons. Gene Ontology annotation, molecular function: cysteine synthase activity. The record is from RefSeq and is a predicted model, not a curated record.